AUGUCCUUUACCCCCUCCACCCAGCCUCUCGACCUGAGCGCGCCGAUCUCGCCUCUGCUUGGCGCACAACGCACCCCUCACUCGCCGGCAAUGGGGGCUUCGGGACUGGGUCGUCCAAUUCUCCGCAAGGGUUCGACCGGCAGCUUCUCCAAGCUCGCCGACUUUUGGCUGGAUGGAACGCCCAGCACCGUCCCGGGAACGCCUGCCGAGGCCCUCUCGAUCGUGCAGGGUGUUCCUCACGUCGCUCUCAGUAUCGAUGCGAGCAAGUGGCGCCACCCGAUCUUCAAGCAAAAGGUGCUCGGCAUCCUUCGCCGCCUCAAUGUGCCCCGCUGGACGCACCCCAGCCUCAAGGGCUCGAGCAUUCACCUCCAGAAAGUGUCUGGCGCGCUCACAAAUGCCGUUUUCUUCGUGUCGUUCAACCCGAACCCCGAGCCGACGAGCCCCAGCAUGUCGCCCAUGCUCACGCCCACGAUGCCUCCCAGUGACCCCGAGAACCCGCCUGAUAUGGCCGAGGGCGAUUACCCUCAGACGCUCCUGCUGCGGGUGUACGGCGUGUCGACGGACCAGCUCAUCAGCCGUGACGAGGAGCUGCGUAUCCUGCACGUCCUCAGCGAGACGUACGGUCUUGGUCCUCGUAUGUACGGCACGUUUGCGAACGGGCGCGUUGAGCAGUUCUUCCCCUCGCGCGCGCUCGUGCCGGCCGAGCUCCGCGAGCCUCUUAUCGCUCGCGGUAUCGCCCGCCGCAUGCGCGAGUUACACUCGGCAGACCUACACCUCCUCGGCUACAACGAGGGCCGGGAGACGGAGCCGCAAGUUUGGAAGUGCGUGAAUGACUGGAUCGAGCCUGCGCAGGAGAUCCUCAGCGUCCUAGAGGGCAUUGGCGGCAAGUGGGAGGUGUGGGUCGCCCAGUUUGGCUUGCACAAGUUGCGCGAGGAGCUCGACGCAUACCGUCAGUGGGUGACGGCGCAGCCUGACAAGGGCAAGGGUGUCGUGUUUAGCCACAACGACACACAGUACGGCAACCUGCUACUGCUCGACGCCGAGAUCCCCGCCGGUAUGGCCCCUCACCACAAGUACAUUGUGGUGGAUUUCGAGUACGCGGCCCCCAACUGCCGUGGCUACGACAUUGCCAACCAUUUCCAUGAGUGGCGCGCCAACUACCACGACCCGGUUGCGCCCCACCUCCUCCACGGGCACGGCGACUACCCGACCCUCGAGCAGCGGCAGGACUGGUACCGCGCCUACCUGUCCGUGCAGAUGUCUGUGGGUGAGGAGAAGCUCUGUAAGCGUGCCGAGAUUGCGCAGGAGCGCGUCGAUGCCCUGGAGCGCGAGGUGCGUAUCUGGAGCCCGGCGUGUGCGGCCAUGUGGUGUCUGUGGGGUGUCAUUUCCGCCGAGGAGCAGGUGCGCGCAUACGUCGCCAAUCCCGACUCGAAUGAGGAACUCGAGUUCGACUACCUCGAGUACUCGCUCGAGCGGCGCAGGAUGUUUGUCGACGAGGUAAAGUCGCUCGGCGUGCCGCUGUAA
Messenger RNA from Cutaneotrichosporon cavernicola, 1524 nucleotides. RefSeq lists its product as uncharacterized. The record is from RefSeq and is a predicted model, not a curated record. Gene Ontology annotation, cellular component: cytoplasm. Bases 1 to 1524 code for a protein of 507 amino acids. Gene Ontology annotation, molecular function: choline kinase activity; ethanolamine kinase activity. Gene Ontology annotation, biological process: phosphatidylethanolamine biosynthetic process; phosphatidylcholine biosynthetic process. The transcript is spliced from 2 exons. Lineage: Eukaryota; Fungi; Basidiomycota; Tremellomycetes; Trichosporonales; Trichosporonaceae.